CCAACCCCUCUCUCUCUCUCUCUCUCUCUCUCUCUCCACCAAUAUAUUCAUAUAAUUUCUUUUCUUACGAUCUAAGCCUUUUCCACUCCCCAUAUAUACUAGUCUUCACAUUAAUGAUCUGACCCACCUCGCCGGAAAAUCAUGACCUCCGUCUGCGUAUCAAAAUGCGUCCAUGACGCCCGAGUACCCGUCAGAGCCACCUACGCCAACCUCUACAAAUGGCCGGAAUCCGACGCCGAGUUCGUUAUGAUGAGAGCGGUGGGGAGAGGCUGCGCCGCCGAAGGCAACGGAGCAGGGUGGCAUCCGCCGCCGAGGGUGGUGGACAGCAUCUCCUGCCGGCAGCUGUACCUCAGGAGCUACACCUUCUCUAGGAAGGAAACGGUGCCGGAGAGGACCAAGCAGUGCUUGGACCGAGUCAGAGAGCGGAUGGCAGCAGGAAGGCUGCUGAAGAAGAAAAAGAAGAAGAAGAAGAAGGCUCCGCCGGGUAGGGCGCUGAGAGUGAAGGAGCUAUCUUGUGCCAUCUUCCAAAGGCUGCUAUCUUGCACCGCUAGCGUAGAUGUUGUGGAGGGUUAAAGACCAGUGAGUUUGUUUGUGCUCUGGAAUAUGGAUGGACUUUGCGGUUUAUUGAUCUUUUUUCUUUUUCUUUUUUUUUGCAUGUUAAAUUUGGGCAGUUUCAGUUUGUUGAUCUUUUGUACAUCGAUUUCUGAGCCUGAGCCCUGUGUUUCGUUUUCUCUCUAAAUUCAUAGAGUGUUCUAUCUUUAUUUUCCUUUAAAUAAUUUGCAUCUCGUUUUUUGAACCUUAAAUCUUAAUAACUAAGAGAGAUUCAGAUUGCUAUACCUUCUGGUCAA
This is a messenger RNA of Diospyros lotus (date-plum), 848 nucleotides long. RefSeq lists its product as uncharacterized. NCBI's taxonomy places the organism in Eukaryota, Viridiplantae, Streptophyta, Magnoliopsida, Ericales, Ebenaceae. The record is from RefSeq and is a predicted model, not a curated record. The coding region runs from base 142 to 573 and encodes 143 amino acids. The transcript has a single exon.